This is a messenger RNA of Xyrauchen texanus (razorback sucker), 1882 nucleotides long. It is a transcript of the gene desmb, whose product is annotated as desmin b. Gene Ontology annotation, cellular component: intermediate filament; Z disc; cell-cell junction. The transcript has 9 exons. Bases 84 to 1505 code for a protein of 473 amino acids. NCBI's taxonomy places the organism in Eukaryota, Metazoa, Chordata, Actinopteri, Cypriniformes, Catostomidae. Gene Ontology annotation, biological process: skeletal muscle organ development. The record is from RefSeq and is a predicted model, not a curated record.
AUGAGCAUGCCCUGUGCUCACUUCUGUUUGUGUACUGUUUGUGUGCAUUUGUUUGGUUUGGUCUGUCUUUCUUGUGUUCCACCAUGAGCCACUCUCUCGCCUCAUCCUCAGCCUCUUCAUACCGCCGAACAUUCGGUGGUCCCGGCUACAUGACGGCACCCAUGUCCCGUGCCAUGUUUGGCCGAGCCUCCACCGGGGGGUCUGGCAGCUCUCGGAUCAGCUCCAGAGUCUAUGAGGUCACCAAAUCUGCUGCUUCCUCUCCAGGAGUUUCAAGUUACAGAGCAUCCUCCUCCAGUAUGCCGAACUUAUGUGCAGGCUUUACCCGCUCAUACGGCGGGAUGGGUGAGACGCUGGACUUCAGCCUGGCUGACGCACUCAACCAGGAGUUUUUGCAUACACGUACCAAUGAGAAAGUGGAGCUGCAGCACCUGAAUGAUCGCUUUGCCAACUACAUUGAGAAGGUUCGCAUGCUGGAGCAGCAGAACCAGACACUGGUGGUCGAGGUGGAGCGGUUAAGGGGGCGGGAGCCCACACGCAUCGCUGACCUGUAUGAGGACGAGAUGAGGGAGCUGAGGAGAGAGAUUGAAGUGGUGACCAACCAGAGAUCACGUGCAGAGGUGGAUCGGGACAACCUGGCUGAUGACCUGCAGAAACUGAAACUCAGACUUCAGGAGGAGAUUGCACAGAGGGAGGAGGCAGAUAACAGUCUGGCCUCAUUCAGAGCUGAUGUAGAUGCUGCGACUUUGGCCCGUCUGGAUCUGGAAAGACGUAUUGAGACACUACAGGAGGAGAUCGCCUUCCUCAAGAAGAUCCACGAGGAGGAAAUCCGUGAGUUACAGACACAGAUGCAAGAGACCCAAGUCCAGGUCCAGAUGGACAUGUCUAAACCAGACCUGACUGCUGCCCUGAGAGACAUCCGUGCCCAGUAUGAGGGUAUUGCUGCAAAGAAUAUUGCAGAGGCCGAGGAGUGGUACAAGUCAAAGGUGUCAGACCUGAACCAAUCAGUGAGCAAGAAUAAUGAUGCCCUGAAGCAAGCGAAGCUGGAGACCAUGGAGUACAGACACCAGAUCCAGUCCUACACCUGUGAGAUCGACUCCCUCAAGGGCACUAACGAGUCUCUCAUGAGGCAGAUGAGAGAUAUGGAGGAUCGUAACGGUCGAGAGGCUGGUGCUUUCCAGGAUACUAUCACUAGACUGGAGGCUGAGAUCGCAAACAUGAAGGAUGAGAUGGCACGUCACCUGAGAGAAUAUCAGGACCUUCUCAAUGUUAAGAUGGCCCUGGAUGUGGAGAUCGCCACCUACAGGAAGCUGCUAGAAGGAGAGGAAAGCAGGAUUGUGAUGCCCAUGCAAGCCUACUCCACUAUAAGCUUUAGAGAGACGAGUCCAGAGCACCACCAGAGAGCCUCUGAAAUGCACUCAAAGAAAACCGUCCUGAUCAAGACCAUUGAGACAUGUGAUGGAGAGGUGGUGAGCGAAUCUACACAGCACCAGCAGGACAUCAUGUAAACCUCAGACAAGGAGCAGCAAACUAAAGAAACAAACCAGGACAAAAAUAAAAGAUUUAAGACAGUUCAUCAUAUUCUGUACUUUUCCAUUUUCACAGAUCUUAAUGGUAAUACGAGCACAUCUGCAUGAGUGAGAGGAGAAAGGUGCCACUUUUUUUUCAAAUCUGUAUUUUUAGUAAGCGCAUUUGUUUACAUCAUUGCAUACAUGCAAGGUAGUUUAUCCUUUCUUAAAAUUUUAGAUUAGCAAAAGAAGAUGGAUGGAAGGAAAGAUGAGGUUUGGAAGGGAAGAAAGACCAGAGUCAAAAAGCUAAAUAGGCAAAAAUGAAAUGAUUAACUGUGUCAAGCAUAAUAAAGAAUAAACUCAAGACACCUAAACUG